This is a messenger RNA of Hyla sarda, 3107 nucleotides long. RefSeq lists its product as uncharacterized. NCBI's taxonomy places the organism in Eukaryota, Metazoa, Chordata, Amphibia, Anura, Hylidae. The transcript is spliced from 23 exons. The record is from RefSeq and is a predicted model, not a curated record. The coding region runs from base 294 to 3089 and encodes 931 amino acids.
AAAAUGACUGACGUCAUUACAAAGUAGAAUUGGUGACGCAAAAAAUAAGCCAUAAUAUGGAUUUUUAGGUGCACAAUUGAAAGAGUUAUGAUUUUUUAAAUGUAAGGAGGAAAAAAUGAAAGUGCAAAAAUGUAAAAACCCCGGGUCCUUAAGGGGUUAAAUGUAAAAUCCCUGUAAAUAAGUGAGAUUUCCCAGGAAGCAGCCAUGAUUCAUUGUCAGGCGCCACCAUAGGAUCAGGCCCGUUGCUUAGCAACAGACACCAUAAUGAUCCGGUGACACAGCUGAGCCGUGUGAUGUGGCGGGAACUGCCUAGUGUCGCCCACAAUACUAGUGUAGGAGUGACCUUGCUAUGCCUGAGCGCCCCCUGCUUGGCACAAGUCCAGAGUUUCCCAGCAGGUGUCUCCAAGAUAGAAUGUCGGUCGCGAUUAUUUUGGAUCUGGGUGGACCAAAGCUUCUUCGGGACUAGUCCAUGGCAGCUGGUGGCAGUGAAUGCAACUGGAUUUACAGAUGUGAUGGUGGCAAACCGGGCAGCGCAGUGUGGCUACACCAUCACCACGGAUGUGUAUGGGAAUGUAGAGAUCAGGAUAUCCUUCCUUGGCUGCUGGGUGAACAAUACAAAUGACCAGUUGUUUGCCAUCAAGGUGGAGUUCAGGGUAACCCAAAGCAGCCGGACCAGAAUCUAUCCUGUAUCCAUGAGCUGUGCUGCAAGCGAUUGGGAUGUGAGGGAGAUAGUCUGUGAGGAGAACUACAUGGAGGUAUCUGUAUCCACAAAUAUUCUACCAACACUAUUUAAGAUGCUUAAUCUGGCUUUUCGUGUGGUGAGCAUUUCGAGGUGGAAAGUCUGGUUCAAUGACUCCAGUGCACCGGUACCAGCUCAAGAUGCCAUCAACAUGGGCUACGGGGUCAGUGCUUUAUUAAAUAGAGUGGUCUUAAGAUCCCCCUACAACACUCCUGAAUCCAAGGUAGUGCAGGUUGGCAACUUCAACCUUGAUGUCGUUCUAAGCAAUAUGUUGUUUACUCAAACCCUCCUACGAAUCAUUGUGGACACUACAGUUGCAUGUCCUAAAGAUCCUCCCGUGUUCACAGCCACCGCACUCUCCUGGUUGUCUCCAGCUGUCCUCAGCCCUCUGAUCACUGGAUCCAUCACAAAUAGCUCACUUUUGAUGGGAGUUAAUGGAAUACUACUAAACUCAAUCCAGACUGAUCAAAACUACAUAUUACGUAGUGACACAACUCAGGUGGAGGUGACCAUCCCAUAUGGUGCCCCAGGUGGCUAUCUACAGAGUGAUGUUAUAAAUAACACCUACAUGACCACAUACAGUGUUCACCUCAUCCUUCAGCGCCAGUGGAUAAGUGUCCAUGAGGAUGAUUUUACAACACAUACAGCCUACAAGACAAUCAUUGCCCCAGUGAUAAAACAGAUUCCUGUCUUUCUGGACCACACCGUUAAAGCAAACUUUUACUUCAACGUGUCUCUGGGGAACUUCUACUCUGAUGUAACCCUCAAGUCGUUCAUAAUCUAUGGAGUGCCACUCGGCCUUGGUGAUUUAAGUCUGAGAAAGAUGACUGUUGUGAGCAUGGUGAAUCCCAACAACACUCAGGCCUUCUACCUUACAGUGCCCUUCCCGGACCCCCUCGUGGAACAGACGUAUCUUGGUGACAUUCAAAGGAGAUAUAAACUAUAUGUGACCUAUAUCAUGACCCUCAUACCCAAAAAAAAGGACUUCAAGUACACUGGUGUAGUGCAGUGUGAUGUUGAUGAUGUCGUGCCACCAAACAUCACCAGUUCAUGUGCAAGUGACAGGGUGAUUCUCAACAUAAAAAGGGGCAAUAUGGACUACUACUGGCUUCCAUAUAUCCAGGAGCUUCCUCUGAACAAUGAACUUAUCACCUCCCAGAACAUUGUUUUCAGGGUCUCUGAUGUCACCAUGUACAUUGAGGUGCCAUAUACAUCUGUUGGCUUGAACUAUGAGGUGGUGACCUUGAACUCCUCUCUCGUUCACUUAAAUUUUUCAUUAAGAAAGAACAGGACUCAAGAAAUAAAGAUCGUUCAUACAAGAACUUGUCUCUCACCUCCAAGGCCUCUACUCUGCCUCGCCAAUGGCACCAUGAUUGCAAUUAUCGACAGUACAGUCACACAACCUGCAUUUGAUGCCCACAAAGCUCACCUUAGAGACCCUUCUUGUACCCCUCAGGAUGCUACUGAUGAAAGAGCCAUCUUUAACUUUGCAGCAUAUUCAUGUGGGACCACACGCAGGUUUGACAGUGACUACCUGGUCUACGAGAACGAAGUGACCUUUGACCGCCAGGUGCUGUUACCAGACCAACCCAUAAUUUCCAGAGAUUCUUCCUAUAGGUUGACCAUUCGCUGUAGAUACCCGAUCAGAGACUCCUUGUGGUUAGGUGGCCGAUAUAAUAUUAGUUCUCUCCAGGGACUACCUGCAGUCACACCAGCAAAAGUAUUGCGGCGAAGAUCUAGGACCCAUGUUGCAGAGCUGAAACUUGCUAAAGAUGAAAACUUCACAGCAUUUUACCAGACUGGAGACUACCCAGUAUCGGUGCAGCCUGCUGACAAUCUAUACUUCCAGACAGAUGUGCAGAGUCCAGAACCUGUUGCUGCUCUGAAAGAUUGUUGGGUUACAAUGUUCCCUGGCCAAGAUGGUAUCACACGGUGGGAUCUGAUUGUGGAUGGGUGUGCUAUGGUGGCAGAGACAUUUGCUGCAGAAGUCCAGACAUCUGAAGACUGGUUGCCCCGGUUCAAGGUGACUCUUCAUGAAGCCCCAACUAGUCAGCUCUUCAUACACUGUAAAGUAUUGAUCUGUGAUGCCACCACACAUCCUGAGGACUGCCGCAGAACCUGCAACCAGAACAAGCGCCACAUGGAUAAAAGAUCUGCCCCCCUGCCUAUUGAGGUGGUAUCUGCUGGUCCUGUCCAGAUCAAGGCUAGUUACAGUGGUGUGGUCUACAAGCAUUUUGGUGAAGUGACUUCGUGGUCAACAUGGAGCUGGAUGUUAUCCACUGGCCUCGCCGUCAUCUCUGCUUUUACUGUUGGAGCAAUUUUCUUCACAGUUCGUCUCUUUAGACACUAAAUAAAAAAUUAUAUUUUC